AUGUGCUCCAGUACAUUCGAAAGUAAACCGCCACAGCUACCUACAUCUACAAGGAUCAAAUUACCUUCCAUAAGUGAAUUGACAUCUGCUUCUAGUUUAAGACACUAUACUUCCAGACAACCUUUCGAGCUUCCAAAACCGUCUACUCCAGUUAAUUAUGUACUUAACAAGUCAAGUGUUUCCAGUUCCAGUUCUAGUUCUGCUUCAAGUUCCGUGUCGGCACCCAGUGUUGCAUCGAGUUCCGGCGCCACCACUCCGUUGAUAAGGGCGUCGCCAUCAGCCCCGUUUUAUGACGUACACCAUAAUGGACAGAUGCCUGCAACUGUCAUGCACCAUGUUCCUCAAUACCUGUACGUUCCAUUUCAGCAGAAGCAAAGUGGGUCGCAGGCACCUGUACCGGUGAACUAUGGCCAAAAUUACUACCAGCCGAUAUACUACACCAUCCAGCGGCCACCUCCGACUCCUCCACACUCACAAUAUAGUGUCCCGGAAGUGAUUAAUAAACCGAGCAAUAAAUGCCACCGAUGGGGCACCACUGAAACUCCGGAAUGGAGACGCGGACCUAAUGGGGUACGCACGCUAUGCAAUGCAUGUGGGUUGUUUCAUGCCAAGUUGGUUAAGAGAAAGGGGGCAGCAUUAGCUGCGGCCGAGGUGUUGAAUAAUAAGGUUUGCAAGGGCAAAAACGGCAGGAGAAUCGCGAUCAAGAAGCAACAACCGGACAUGAAAUCGGAAUCUGCAUUAGGAUCACCCACAUCUUCCUCAUUCCCGCCGCCGCCUCCACUCACAGUUGGCUACGAUCACAGUUACACCACAGCCGCAUCGCAUAGAUGA
Molecule: messenger RNA, 831 nt
Organism: Meyerozyma guilliermondii ATCC 6260
Lineage: Eukaryota; Fungi; Ascomycota; Pichiomycetes; Serinales; Debaryomycetaceae
Gene: BRG1
Product: GATA-type transcription factor BRG1
Exons: 1
Coding region: 1-831 (276 amino acids)
Biological process (GO): regulation of DNA-templated transcription
Molecular function (GO): sequence-specific DNA binding; zinc ion binding
Source: RefSeq, a predicted model, not a curated record